ACGCAGGCCUGACAGGUAAAACCUUGGAGUUGCGUCAUGCCGAGGACAAAUACUUACCUAGGUACCUACCUAAGGUAAGGUACCAGAAGCAUAUGAUUGCUUCCAAGGUUGUCAGUCAGCUUGAAAAACCACUACAUAAUUUAGGUUGGUAGGUAGCCAGGUAUUUGUUUGCUUCUUCUCUUUCUCUCUUCGCAUUCUUUUUUCCCCUGGUUCCUGUUUAGCUAGUUGUGAUAGCUCCCUUUUUUUGGCGGGGGUCUAUUUAUACAUACAUACAUCUCGCAUAGUCUCGCAUAGCCUAGCUUGGCGUCGCGAACUGCUUCCCGUGUCUUAUCUUUCGUACAGUUAGUUAUUUAGUCUUUUAUCCCUCCCUAAAGAAAAAAAAAAAGGAAAAAGAAAAAGACAAAGAAAACGCCAUGGCGGCCCCGGCAUCCAAGACAAUUGGUGAUCUGAACGGGAAGUGGGUUCUGAACAAAACCCUCUCCGACCCCGUCGACCCCGCCCUCUCGCUCCAAGGCGUAAGCUGGCUCGUGCGCAAGGCCGUCGGCGCCGCGACCGUGACCCUCGACACGAAGCAGUACCGCGGCGCGCCGACGCCCCCCAACGCCUCGGCCGAGCCCGUCACGCGCGUCGACAUCCAGCAGAUCGCGACCGCGGGGCUCAGGGGAACGGCCGAGAACCGGUGUCUGGACUACGUGUUCCGCGAGCACAGCGACUGGCUGUUCGGGAAGGUGCGCGGGCGGAGCCGGUGGGUCGGCGCCGGCGAAUUGGCCGCGCUCGUGGAGGCGGAGGACGGGGAGUUUAGGAAGACGGGCGUGGUGGAGGAUGCGUUUGUUGCGCGCGAUUGGUUGGAAGGGGAAGAAGAGAAGGGCGGGCCCGAGGGCGAGACGCAUAUCUUGAACCACGUCGAGAGUCUGGAUGCCGGGUGGACGGCGCUGCAGGUCUGGGGGUUCCAGAAUGUCGGCGGCGAGAGGAGGUAUGUCCGGAACGUGGUUGUCGCGAAGGACGGCAAGUUUGUCAAUUUCAAGAUGGUGUACGACUGGGUCCCUGAGUAAAUCUGGGACAGAUAGGUAUCUUAAAUGAGGUGAGGUGAGGUAUUGCUGCGGUACUCAGUACCUACCUCCCUUGCGGCGGUCUCGGGUGUUGAAGGGCACUGGAGGUUUUAUCUAGUAGCUGGGUGGAACGAGAUUAUUCGAGUGUGUGAUAUUUAAACCGGGGGAACGAUUCAAAUGUCUAUAUAUUACCGAGCAUAGCUCUUCACGUUGAUUCGCAAUA
Daldinia caldariorum is the source of this 1272-nucleotide messenger RNA. RefSeq lists its product as uncharacterized. The record is from RefSeq and is a predicted model, not a curated record. The coding region runs from base 414 to 1052 and encodes 212 amino acids. The transcript is spliced from 3 exons. NCBI's taxonomy places the organism in Eukaryota, Fungi, Ascomycota, Sordariomycetes, Xylariales, Hypoxylaceae.